Messenger RNA from Colius striatus (speckled mousebird), 8109 nucleotides. RefSeq names its product polycystin family receptor for egg jelly-like. Gene Ontology annotation, molecular function: calcium channel activity; protein binding; calcium ion binding. The record is from RefSeq and is a predicted model, not a curated record. Gene Ontology annotation, biological process: detection of mechanical stimulus. NCBI's taxonomy places the organism in Eukaryota, Metazoa, Chordata, Aves, Coliiformes, Coliidae. The transcript is spliced from 2 exons. Gene Ontology annotation, cellular component: membrane.
AUGGCAGCGCUCUCUUUUCUACUCCUUCUGCUGCUCGGCUGCUGCCUGCCGGCCGCUUCGGGCAGCCCACUUGCUCCCCGGCUCCUGCCACCCCCGCUCCAGGUCACCUGCGCGGACCCUCACGGACAAGUCUCUCAACGGCAGGACAAUGAGCGCCAGGUCUCAUGCCUGUGGAACAGCACCGUGACCCUGCAUUACCAGCCCGCCCCAGGAGCAAACCUAGAGGCGGGGAGGGCAGAGGGGUGGGCACCGAGCCCACCUCGCUGCCGCUGGUACCUGAACUCAGCCCGGGUGAAGAUCACCUUGCGCUGGUCGGGCCAGGUGAUGCUGCAGACGGGCCUCCUGCCUCCACCUGCAGCCUCUGGCCUCCUCACGGUGCAGUGCUCAUCUGCCUCCUGCGUGGCACCCGACUGCUUGUACCACAACGUGAGUAUUGAGAUACGUGGGCAGGAUGUGCGUCUGUUUGUGCUUUGGCCACAGACACAACUGAUCCAUGUGUUUCAGCCUGUACAGCUGGGCUGGUGCGCACGCCUCAAGAGUGACAGGUGGCAGUACCGCUUCAGCACCCAGGGAGGCAGCCCCUCGACCCUCCUCCUUACCAGCAGCGAGCACCAAGAUGUGCCCUCGCCUGCCAUCUACCCAACAACUGAGCUGCAACGCACCUGUGCCACCUACUACAGCUACCAUGUGACCGUGCGCUAUGGGCACCACGGACUCCAUGUCGCUUCAGUCAGCAUUGUGCAGUUGCCUCAGAUAAGCCUCAGCCUCUCUCUCAAGGUAGAGCCUGACUUGCAGCAUGUCCUCAGUGUCAGGUCCAAGCUCCUCAGUGUUCCCCAACAGCCUCUCAGCCUCUCCUGGAGGCUUCAGCCCUUUACUCUGACCACACUGGCCUACAGACUGGUGGACACACAGUCCACGGGAGGCUGGAUACGUUCCUACAGUUCCCUGGCCCUGCAGAGCACCUUCUGCACAGUUCCCACACCUCAGAGCAUGAGUGAAAUGGUGGUGGCCAGUAUUUACUUUCACACUGAUGGAAAGAAGUUUAAGGAACUGAUGGGAGAAAUACAUGUACUCAAUGGUACCCUGAGCCUGACUGUGGGCAGAGAAAAUCUAAUCCACAUCAGCCUCCAUCCAGGGACAAGCAACAGUAGCACUUAUGUGCUCAGGUACAGCCAUGGAACAUUUUACACCACCAAAGAAAACAACAGCCCUAUUUCCACAGGUGGCCCUAACACACACACAGUGUUCUACCAACACGAUGAGCUCACCUACUUAUUCUCUAUAGAGUUUGUGGCCCUCCGGUGGUACAAGUUCAAUAUGUACCUUUACAUGAAUCAAAACAGGGCUUUACUCAGGCCUCUGGCAGAAAGAGACCUCGAAGUCCAUGUUUUCAGCAGCGGCCAUCUUUCCUUUCUGCAGAACUUUACCUACUUGGUGUGGUUUAUCCCCGCACAACAUCCGAUGCUACAAUGCGAGUGGACCUUCAACCUGCAGCUUUUUGGAACGCAACAAGAUGGCCUUCUCCUGAACACCACCUACACGUACAAUGACCACAUAAGAAAUGCCACGCGCUUUGUCCGUCGCUCUGCUUUGCCCUUUGAUCCAGAAAAAUACACAGGGUUUGUGGCAAAAGUGAACUGUACUAGGACAGUGCGUUCCCUAGCUCUUUUAAGAGUCAGAGUCAACAACUACGCUGCAAAAGCCAUAGAGGUGCCAGUGUCUUGCCAGAAAGAAGCCUGCUACAUAGCAGGCACGAGGAUUCAGAGACCUCCUCAAGCCUCUGUCCUGCGCUACAAAAGGGGUAUGUCUUUUUUCUUCUUUGUUAAGUUGCUGGUAGAGUGCAACGUUGGUAUCUCUAUCAAGCCCUUGUGGCGAAUAUACCCUGUUCACAACACAACCACUGCUCCAGACUGGGGAAACCCCAUGAAUUCUUCUAUGAUGUUUGGUGUAGAUAUGAUACGCUUAACUGUUCCUAGUUUUGCUUUGGAUUAUGGGUUGUAUCUCUUUUAUUUCACUGUUGAGAUAACCCCAAUUGGGACCAGAAUCAUCCUCAAUGGUUCAGACAGUGUUUACGUUCUGAUUGAGAGAGACGAUCUAGUGGCAAAUAUUGCGGGAGGCACGUUCCGCACAGUGGGCUUUCAUGAUGGUUGGACUCUCGAUGGCUCUGCAUCCUACGAUCCUGACUUGCCUGACAGACUAACGGGAAUCACAUUCACCUGGUACUGCACUAAAGACGUGUCAGACUAUACCAACAUGAGCCUGAGCUCGGGAAAGAAAUGCCACCCGUCUCAGAGGGAUUUGAAAUGGUUAACACCCUCUGGUCCAGUUCACGCAGUGACACCAGAAUCCCUCCCAGGAAACGCCGUAUACUAUUUCCGUCUAGUGAUCCAGAAGGACAGCAGGACCGGUUAUGCCGACCAGACGGUAAAUGUGCAGCCUGGCUCCCCACCUCUUCUGCAUGUGACGUGCCUCGAAAACUGUGGUACCACUCUAAUACCGACAGAGAGAUUCAGCUUGUCUGGAAAAUGUCUAAACUGUAGAACGAGCAGCCAGCCAGCCUACUACUGGUCCCUUCUUUCAGAAAACUCUACAGAAAUUGCCUUCGACUGGGCUUCCAGAACCUCAACGGGAAGGCACGGGGCUUACCUGUCUAUCCAUGCUCUGACUUUUACAAAGACUGCACUUCAGUCCUAUAUCCUUCUGUUAAAAGUCACUACCUGGAAUAACAGGUCCUCAAUCUACAGGCACUCGUUUAACGUCAAUACUCCGCCCAGGGCUGGCAAAUGUACCAUCGACCCACCCUGGGGUACAGCCUUUCUGACAAAGUUUGUUGUUCAGUGCAGUGGAUUUUCUGACAGCCAUUUGCCUCUGACAUACAAAGUGAUUGUGGCUUCCAACGUACCCCAGACCAUCCAAGUAACCUCUGUGGAGGAAAAUACUUUCGGCCCAAUUCUGUACUUUGGUUACCAGCCGAAAACCCCUCCGUCCUUUCUCCCAGUCGGAGUGCCGUCUCAGAAGUACACCUUGACACUUUACGUUCAGGUCCGCAAUUCCCUUGGGGCCUUCACCCAGCUGAGUUUAUAUGUCCGUGUACGGAACCCACUGAACAGUCGACCACUCGCUGUUGUGUUCCAGGAACUGCAGGCCUCCGUGAGCGGCUUAAAUGCACCAAUGACAUCUUAUCUCCAGUCUGGAGAUUAUUUGAAUGCAGGUUACUUGGCCUAUCUCUCGGCCUCAGUUUUAAACCUUUUUAAAGCUGCAUCAACUCUCCAGCUUCCUAAGGCUCAGUUUCGGGCACACCUGAUUAACACUGCCCUGAGUAUCUCAGUUGACAGCAUAACAGAAAUCAACCAAGUAGUUGCAUCACUUUCACAAGUCACAGAGGAAGCUGAGGAAGUGAAUGUCGCAUCACAGGACCUCGCUGUCAAGAAACUGGCUGAAAUCACGGGAGCGCUGAAGACAGUGAGGAAUGAGAGCCUCUGGUCUGAGGAAGCGGAAAUCCAGACCAGCGGAAUACUAAAGUGCUUGUCCAACAUCCUGAGAGCUGCUCUUCUGCGCCACACCGAUGUCAAUGUAAACGGAGUUCAACAAGUCGUCUCCAUCAUGGAACAUUUGACGGAGAUAAUUUUCCAAGGCAAAGUCCCGGGAGCAACAGAAACUCUGAUGGAAACAAAACACUGGAACAUCACUCUGACGAAAGAUGAAACCUGGAACAUUGCAAAUGAUUUCUCCGCCAGAAAUGCCUGCAGGACUUGCUUUUAUCCAUCACUGAAAAGGGGAAAUGACUCAGGACUGCCCCAGGAUGCUGUGAUUUCCACUGCCCUUUUUGAGUUCAAGGAGAACCCCUUCCCUUGGUUAGGGUACACAUCAGAAAUUGAAACAGCCAUCUUCGGGUUCAAAAUGGCAGAAAGCAAGCCUAAUGGGGAGCUCCUAGAGAUCGUGCCUGAAGAAGCAGAAAUUACUAUUGCCAGGAAAGAUAAGGGAUCCUCAGCUUUUCCAUUAGCAAUAGGACCCCAUAAAACACAAGCUUACACAACUGGAGGAUUCAGCUUUGAAGUCAACAGAAACACCAAGAGUACAUACAUCCAGAUUCUGACAAAAUUAACAGUGACCUUCGAGGUGCAGGUAUUUACAGGUACCAACAUCACUCAUGCUGAUCCCAUAGCCUCGUUCACUGCUUUUCACGACCGGCCAACUGUCAGAAGGCAAAACGAGAUGGCCAGCACUGACUGUAACAUCAAGGCUCCCUAUGUUAUCUGUCUCCCAGAGUCACUGCUGGCAGCCAUGGUUCAAGAAAACAGUACAGACACUCACAACAUCUCCAUUGUCUUGCUGACACCCCAUGUCGUAAGGUAUCCAACACAAAGACUGGUGAGCAUACACAUUUUCAGUGACCAGUGCUUAUUUCUGGAUGGGGUUCAAAGCCUGUGGAGAGAAGACACAUGCAGACUCGGCUCCCUGACUGACUGGCAGAGGGUACACUGUGUCUGCAAUACAAAGCAGAGCCACAGAAGUCUGUUGGUUCGUGCUGUGUCAAAUGUGACCGCCUUCAACAUCAGGUUCCUGGCAGCCAAAGUAAUAGUUGCCCCCAACAGAGUUGAUCUGAGGAAAGACCUGAUAGCAGAUAUCCCGAAAAACCCCGUGACACUCUUAGCAGUGCUCUUUAUUUUUGCCACCUACUUCCUUAUGGCCUUCUGGGCUGUAAGAAAAGACAGGUCUGACAGGGACAGCAAAGGAAAGAUUAUAGUUCUGUCAGACAAUGACCCUUUUGACAAAGUGAGCUUUCUGGUCACUUUAUACACAGGCAGUCGCUGGGGAGCAGGGACCAAAGCCGAUGUCUUCCUUCAGCUCAUUGGCCAAAAUGGCACAAGUGACAUCCAUUGUUUACGGCAGCCACAGAUUCCAUCUUUCCAACGAGGAAGCAUUGACUGCUUUCUAUUAACCACUAAGACAGACUUGGGAGAUGUUUGCGCCUUCAGAGUCUGGCACAAUAAUAAGGGCCCGUCUCCAAGCUGGUACUUAAGCAGAGCCAUAGUUGAGAAUAUGUCCACCGGGAAGACUUGGUUCUUCCUGUGCAGGAAGUGGCUUUCCCUCAACAAGGGUGAUCAGGUACUGGAGAGGACCUUUCCUGUCACAAGCCCCAAGACACCUCUGCCUAGAACUGACUAUUUUUUAAUUCAGCUUGCCAGCAGGCUGACAGAGGGCCACCUCUGGUUUUCCAUUUUUGCUCAGGCUCUCACUGGCCCUUUCACUAGGCUCCAAAGGUUGUCGUCAUGUUUAACAAUAUUAUUGUUAAAUUUACUUGUUAACAUUAUGUUCUUUAAUGCGGGCAAGAAUGAAGAAUUUCCAGCACACUUGAGGUAUCUGAGAUCAAUAAUGGUGGGAAUCCAAUGCGCCUUGAUUACGGUACCUGUGGAAAUGAUUACAAUUGCCUUCUUUAAGUACUCCCAGGAGGAACCUUCUCCUUGUGCUGUGGCUCAGAUGGACCCAAAAGCAAGAACAUCUCUCCUGUCUGGAAAUCUUACGAACCCAAAGGAACUUUUGCAAAAAUUGUUCCAUUCAAAAACUUCAGCACAAUCGAGGAGUAUUAGUACCCUGGAGAACCUUCCUGGCCACAGCAACUCACAGAGGCCACCAUGUUUCAGGAGGACAGGAAGUGAGGGAGCUCCCCAAAGCUGGAGGAACUGCAUCGUUUCUGAAAGAGAAGCAAAUCUGAUUGUAACAGAGCAAGAGAUGAUAACCCUGGAUUCCCUCACAACAGCUAAGGCCUGCCAGAGAAGGCCACCGUCAACUUCCAGUGUAGGUAACAAUGCCGAAGAAGGGGGCACCUUUCAGAAAGAAAGGAAACUACGAAGCACUAUCACCAUGCCCUUUCGGAAAAGACCACACAUCGUUCUCUCUUGGUGGUAUGUCUAUGUCUCAUGGGCACUGGUUAUAGUUGUUGCCAGCAUAGCGUCAUUUUUCAUUGUGUUAUACGGUUUGUCUUACGGCUAUCAGACCUCACUAGAGUGGCUUUUAGCAUCUGCAACCUCCUUUCUUGAGAACGUCUUUCUUAUUUCAAUUCUGAAAAUCGCCUUUUUCUCAGCCGUGAGUACAAUUCCUUCAAGGUACUGUGAAAACAUCACAUGGUUAGCUCAGGAGAAGUAUUCUGAGAUGAAGCCAUUUCGAGAAAUGCCGAGUGCUCAGGAGAUGAGAGAGAGGCACUUGCAACUCAUUAAAAUCAGAAGCACCAAGCAAUAUAGGCCUUUAGAAGCUGCCGAAAUUGCAAACAUGCUGAAAAAGAAAAAACUUAAAGCCAAGGCAUUUACUUUCACAACAGGUUUCAUCAGUCACCUUAUCUUUUUAACACUGAUACUGCAUUUUGCCUACUCCACCGAGAAAGCCAACUGUUUCCACUAUAACCGAUUCAUCCAGAACCAAUUCUCUUCACAACUCUCCCGCUUAGAUAAGCUGGAACAUAUCUACGUGUGGGCGAAAGACUUGUUCCUGCCUUUGAUCCACAACGAUGUUCACCCGACCUUUCUUCCUGAGAGCUCGUCCAAAAUCAUUGGCUUGCCCAGGAUGAGGCAAGUACGAGCUAAAGGUACUGAGAAAAAAUGUUUCCGGCCUCACAGCUUUGUGAGUAACCUUGUGAUCAGCAAAAGCCACUGUCUUCACAGGUAUGGCAGGGACGUCCUAGAGAAGGGUGACUAUGCUGGCACUUGGACAAAGUUGGCAAACCAGUCUGUCUCCAAGGACGCCAGCACUUACAGUGGGUUCACCUACCAGCCAAACCAGACUCCGUGGACAUAUUACUCCUAUGGAGACCUGCACACAUAUGGACCAGCAGGAUACACGUUUUACUUUUUCCCCCAAGAAGGGAGAUCUAAUUCAACUACAAGGCUGGAUGCUCUACAGCAGAGCAACUGGCUUGAUGAAAAAACAUGGGCUGUGAUCUUUGAACUCACAACAUUUAGCUCAGAUGCGGGUCUCUUUUGCACCAUCUCGGUCAUAUUCGAAAUGUCUCAUUUGGGGGUCAUAAAACCAAGUCUGUCAGUCCACUCUUUCGCAAUCCCCAUCUUUCUUCAGCAAACCAAAACACAAAUGUUUGUCUGUGUAGUUGUUGUUGCCUUUCUGAUCACUUAUGUCACAGGUGAGCUUCGCAUCCUAGCCCAAAAAAAAAAAGAUUAUAUCAAAAACUUUUCCGAUCUAACAAACUUUUGCUUAAAAUUAUCCUUUUUUCUUUUUGUUCUCUUAAAGGUCAUAAAGUUUAAGGUAGGAGAAGAUAUUGUCAAGUUUUACUUACUCCACCCAAAUGAUUUCACUCCUUUCCAUACAGUUUCCCACUUGGAUAAGAUUUUAAGGAUUACUAUGGGUGUUUUAGCAUUCUUCAUAGAUUUGAAAACUCUAAAAUAUUCUCGAUUCCUUUAUGAGGUGCGCCUGGCACAAAGGGCCAUCCUGGCAGCCCUUCCUGGACUCUCCUCAGUGGCCUUCAUAGUGGUGGUGCACUUCUUUGCAUUCAUGGCUCUUGGCUACCUUGUCUUUGGGCAGCAUGAAUGGAAUUACAAUACCAUGAUUCACUCAGCUCAAACCAUACUCUCUUACAGUGUAUCAGCUUUCAGAGAUACCACAUUUGCAUCCAACAGGUUGCUGGGUGGCCUCUUUCUAGCCUCUUUCAUGUUGGUGAUGAUCUGCGUGUUGACUAAUCUCUUCCAAACUGUUUUUCUGUCUGCGCAUAGAGCUAUGAAACAGCACGCACAUGAAGAGCCAUCUGAUGAAGCACAAGUAGGUGCUUUUAUAUUGCAGGGGCUCAGGAGGAUAUUUUAUCUUCCAAUCCGUAAAACAGCCCAACACGGUGAGCCUGAUCUUUGUCACAGUGCACUCUAUUAGCAACCUCAGAGAGGACAUCAUUGACACUUAGGGCUCAAGAACAGAAACAUAAAUGGGAAAAAAAAGGGUUUAUCUAGUCGUAUGAGCAAGGAAAGCAUUUGUACUCAAGACCACCUCUGUCUUCCGGGCGCCCCCUCCAGGCUGUUCACUUCUGAAGGCAAGAGCACAGAAUAUCUUUUUAGAACGAAAUCUCACAUGCUGCUCGCAAUGCAGCGAGUUUACGGGGAGUGUUACGGCUGA